UCACUGUGGUUAGCUUGGCAGGUUAUACCCAUAACUGUAACUAAUGCUGUUUAUUUUGCUCUCAUUAGCCUGCUACUAAUAUUAAUUUGGGUUUUAUUUCCCCUUUCAGGCGUGGACCUGAGCAAUAUUGUGAAAGCUGUGCGACAGCCUGCCUCUGAGAAUGGGCAGAGGCAAAAGCAUCAAAUCCUGCUGACCCUGGAUUCCCUGGGGAGAGCCGUGGCUGACUCGGACCUGGCGGAGCUGCCGGAGCAGCUCGCGAGCUUCUCGGCGCAGUGCAGGGAGCAGUUGGCCUUCCGCUACCUGGCCGGGCAGAACGGGGCCUACCCCGUGGUGUUCUCUGCCUGCCAGCUGGCCUCAGGAGACAGGGAUUUGCUGCUCAAGGCCUUCUCCACCCUGUCUGCCCUGCUGGAUGGGCAGCCCGACCUGCUGGACGCUGCAGGGCAGGAGCUGCUGCUGCAGAGCCUGCGGGAGCGGCGGGAGGACGCGGAGCUGGCGCUGGCGGGGAUCCGCUGCGUCAGGAACGCCUGUCUGAAACACGAGCAGAACAGGCAGGACUUUGUCAAGGGGGGGAUCCUGCCCCUGCUCACUGGAACCAUCACCCAGCACGGGGACAGCGCCGACGUGGUCAGGAUGGCGGCCUCGGCCCUGCGGGUCAUGACCUUCGACGACGACAUCCGCGUGCCCUUCGGCCACGCCCACGACCACGCCAAGAUGAUCGUGCUGGAGAACGACGGGCUGAGGGUCCUCAUCGAAGCUGCAAAAGCGUUCACAGACAACUCCGGGGUUCUCAGUGAGCUCUGUGCCACCCUCUCUCGCCUCUCAGUCAGGAACGAGUUCUGCCAAGAGAUUGUGGACCUUGGGGGCUUAAAUUUUAUGGUGACUCUGCUGGCUGACUGCAUGGAGCACCCUGACGUGGUGAAGCAGGUGCUCAGUGCCAUCCGCGCCGUGGCCGGCAACGACGACGUGAAGGACGCCAUCGUCGACGCCGGGGGCACCGACCUCAUUGUCCUGGCCAUAAGCCAUCACCUGGCCAACCCUCAGAUCUGUGAGCAGGGCUGUGCUGCCCUGUGCAUGUUGGCUCUUCGGAAGCCCGAGAACUGCAGCGUCAUCAUGGAGGGCGGCGGGGCCCUGGCAGCACUGCAGGCCAUGAAAGCACACCCUCGAGAAGUGGCUGUCCAGAAACAGGCCUGCAUGCUGAUCCGCAACCUGGUCUCCCGGAGCCGGGACUUUUCCCAGCCCAUCCUGGAGAUGGGAGCUGAGAACCUGAUCACAGAGGCUCGUGCUGCUCACAGGGACUGCGACGACGUGGCCAAGGCUGCCCUGAGGGAUCUGGGCUGCAAAGUGGAGCUGAGGGAGCUGUGGACAGGCCAGAAGGGGAGCCUGGCCCAGUGAAUCCUCCCCCGCUGGGGGGGGCUCUGAAACACCUCUGUACCUGGAGUCUUGAGAGCAGGAAAACAACCCCAGUGGCAUGGAUUAAUCUGCACUGACACCCAGCUGGAAUAUCUGAAGCAAAUGCCUGGCUUGGGAGGCUGCAGGGAACUUUUUCUUGGGAGCUACAGCUGCAAAGGCUUUGUGCAUUCACAGGCUGCAACCCAACCCUGUGUCGUGAUCGUUCCCUGGAUCAUCUAAUGCCUGGAGAUGAUCUGCUCCCCCCUUAGCCAUGUUCCUUAGCAGGCCAGGGCUGCUCCCACGGGCUCUGCUCGUGCAGGGAGAGCAGGAGGGGCUCAUUCCUGGGCAGAGUUUGGUGCCGUGGCUGCUGCUCCCCGUUUGUCCCUCUGCUCGUGGGGCCUGGUCACGGGAUGGACGAGGAGGAAUCCUGGCAGUUGUGAACGUGUUCCUGUCCUGUUGUAGCUGUUCCCCUGUUAUUUUACUGCUGACCAUACCCUGUGUUGCUGCUUUGUUGGGGAUUUUCAGCCAACCUAACGUUUUAAACAAAAGCCAAGUGAGGGUUUGGGGUGAUGGGGCCCGGAGGAACAUUCCCUGGGAUGUUGCCUUUGGCAUCCAGGAGGAAAGUUCCAUGUUCUCCCUCAGUGGGGUGAGCAGGUCAGGGACUGGGAGUGGGGGUGGUAGUUUCCAAAGUAGGGAAGCAGGGAGCACUGGGGAGCCCAGGCUUUGUCACCUCUUAGCAGGGCAGCACUUCCCUGAACCCAGGAGUGCUCUAAUUGUGGUGGAGAGGCAAAGGACCACAUGGACUGAGGAAAACUGUGGAUUUGGGGGCAAAACAGGCCCCAGAAAGGCUCUGAAGUCUCAGCUAAAGGCUUCUGUGUUUUGCUGGGCUGUGUUACCAGCCCUGCUCUGGUGCUGAGCCUUCCUUUUGUGCUGCUGCUGCUCUUGUGUGUGAGUGGAUGUUUUUAACGUGGUAACUCUCUGUAGAAAUGUUGACCCUAUAAAACAUGGAAACUUC
Molecule: messenger RNA, 2404 nt
Organism: Manacus vitellinus (golden-collared manakin)
Lineage: Eukaryota; Metazoa; Chordata; Aves; Passeriformes; Pipridae
Gene: ARMC6
Product: armadillo repeat containing 6
Exons: 6
Biological process (GO): hematopoietic progenitor cell differentiation
Molecular function (GO): protein binding
Source: RefSeq, a predicted model, not a curated record